AUGUCACCGCCUGCGAAGAGUCGGAAGAUCCUGGAAGAGCUGGAUCUAAGUUCAGACUCCUCGUUGAGUGACCCACCUAGCGAUCUCGAUCUUGAUCUCGAUGAUGAUCUCGCUUUGUAUCCCACGCCCAAAAUCUCGCCUUCGAAAAGUCCGCAUUUUCUGCCCCCUGAGAGUGCUUCGGGGCCUCGCACUCCUGUCAAGCACACUAAAUUCCUUGAACCUGAAAUCUCCAAAGAUCCUCGACCCAAACGACCCAAAAUAUCACCAUACUUUCCCAAUUCACCAGAUCCUCCCCAAUCUUGUCUUCCAUUCCCACCUAUCGAUGCCCCAUCCUUCGGACUCGUUCAGGAGCAACUUGCACAUGAACCAUUCAAGUUGCUUAUUGCCACCAUUUUUCUGAACAGAACGCGAGGUGGUGUUGCUUUACCCGUCUUGUUCAAAGUCUUUGAACGCUAUCCUACUAUUCAUGCUAUGGCUUCCGCCGACCUGACGGAGCUUGUGUCUAUGAUCCGUUGUUUGGGGUUUCAAAACCAACGAGCUAAGAAAUGCAUUGGCAUUGCGCAACUCUGGCAGACCGAUCCCCCCGUCAAGAGCAAACGAUAUCGCAAAAUUCAUUACCCCAAGAAGCUGGAUGGUCGGGAUGUCCCAGCCGAUGAAUAUCUCGAUGAUGAAGAUCCCCGUGCAGCUUGGGAAAUCGCACAUUUACCCGGAGUCGGAGCAUACUCCUUGGAUAGCUGGCGCAUCUUCUGCCGUGAUGAGCUACGAGGUCUAGCUAAGGAUUGGAAAGGCACCGAUUCGGAUGUGCAUGGCUUUGUCCCCGAAUGGAAGUCUGUUCUCCCGCAGGAUAAGGAACUGCGUGCUUAUCUCACUUGGAUGUGGCUCAAGGAAGGAUGGGUUUGGGAUUGCCACUCGGGUGAUUUGACUCCGGCCGGAGAGAAGACACUACGAGCGGCACGGCGAGAUGGUGUGGCGCACGAGGAGGAUGGGAAUUGGGUGUUGCAAACAUCCCCAGUGAAGAAGGCGCCGAAUGGACUGCAUGUGAUGGACUAG
Messenger RNA from Penicillium subrubescens, 1050 nucleotides. RefSeq lists its product as uncharacterized. Bases 1 to 1050 code for a protein of 349 amino acids. The transcript has a single exon. The record is from RefSeq and is a predicted model, not a curated record. Gene Ontology annotation, cellular component: nucleus. Lineage: Eukaryota; Fungi; Ascomycota; Eurotiomycetes; Eurotiales; Aspergillaceae. Gene Ontology annotation, biological process: base-excision repair. Gene Ontology annotation, molecular function: DNA binding; catalytic activity.